AUGGCUCUUCCAGACUCGUCCAAAGAGGACACCAACAAAGGCUUGGGCAAGAAGAUCAAUGCUUCCACUCGGCUAGUACAUCGGACGCUUAAUAAGCUUAUACUGGAUCGACUACCAUUGGCGCUUCCACCCAGAGCGCAAAAUCCAUCACUAUACACUUCGGGCAUACUGCAUAUAGCAUCCAUUUACAUUGCCUUUGAGUCACUAUGGCGGCAAACACUCGACACUCAAAGGCUAGACAAUGAUAAGCCAGACGACCUGUUCUGGACCAGGAUGAUUCCGCUUGGAAGGAUAAGCCCCAAGCAACCCACCUUCCCCUGGCCGUUUUCCACAAGGACCAAGUCCAACAAGAGGACUCGGGAGCUUCUGGCCGAUAUGCACGAUUCCAAGCUGGAACGGACGCCGCGGCUGGUGGCAGACAUCCGCGCUCUAACCGGCUGGUCCAGGGACGAAGUGACCGCCGAGGUACGCGCCAUCACGACGGGCGAUGGUGCACUUGGGCGCAUGGUCAGACACAUGAACGAGUCGAUUUGUGAAAACCCGCACGUCUUGCUCGCUUACGGAUGGGUCAUGUACAUGGCCCUUUUCUCUGGCGGGCGGUUCAUGCGCGCGACUCUCGAAAACGCCGUCGGUGACCCAGACCUACCGUUUUGGGCGGCAAACCCAGGACGAAUAGCUCCAGGCCAACGACAGUCCGUCUCGGGACGAACCGCCCUGGAAGAUCCAGGAUUCGCAGUUCACGAUGGCGAACACCCCUCGUGUGUCCGCUUCCUCGAGGGUGAUGGCGCGCACAGGCUGCCUCUUGAUUUUCUACACUUUUCAACGGAGCGCGACGGCGAGGAUCUCAAAGAAGCGUUCAAGAGCCGCAUAGAGACAGCAGAGGCUUCACUCACACCGGCUAGACUGGAUGACGUGGUGCGGGAAGCCAUGUGCAUCUUUGAAUCCCUAAUUCAUAUCAUCGAAGACCUCGAUAGGAUAUGCGGCACACCAGCGGCGACAGGAAUGCAGCCGGGUCUGAAGGCAAAGAACGACCUGGGAAUCUGGCCCGAAGCUGCGAGACUUGGCCUGUUGCCCAACACCACGAGCGGCCAUUUCGUCGGUGGCGGCGGCGUUCACAGCGUUUGCGCAGACGUCAAUGCAGGCAAGGAGAUGAACUCCCAGCCCAACUUCAGCAAGUCUUGGUCCGAGAUCUUGGCGUCUGGCCGGCUCAGGGACAGCAUCGCAGUAUCCAAGGAGCGUUCGGCCAAGGCCACGUUGAAGCGAAAGGCGGCGACCAUUGGCGUUGGCAAGAAAGCCAGGAAACAGGACCGGGAUGCCGCCUAA
This is a messenger RNA of Pyricularia pennisetigena, 1323 nucleotides long. RefSeq lists its product as uncharacterized. NCBI's taxonomy places the organism in Eukaryota, Fungi, Ascomycota, Sordariomycetes, Magnaporthales, Pyriculariaceae. Bases 1 to 1323 code for a protein of 440 amino acids. Gene Ontology annotation, biological process: heme oxidation. The transcript has 2 exons. Gene Ontology annotation, molecular function: heme oxygenase (decyclizing) activity. The record is from RefSeq and is a predicted model, not a curated record.